Messenger RNA from Mollisia scopiformis, 765 nucleotides. RefSeq lists its product as uncharacterized. The record is from RefSeq and is a predicted model, not a curated record. Lineage: Eukaryota; Fungi; Ascomycota; Leotiomycetes; Helotiales; Mollisiaceae. The coding region runs from base 1 to 765 and encodes 254 amino acids. The transcript is spliced from 2 exons.
AUGAGCACUAACAACACGCCAGGGACUAAUGUGCCCACUCCAAGGAUUGUGCCUUUCCGCUUGGCGUUGCCCUACGACGGUGAUCCAAAACCCUUCACACAGCUUACACAUGAGAUCAAAUGGACACCAAGCCCACCGCAGAUCGGCACUCUGAUUGAGGACAUGGCUUAUCUACCAAACGCAAAAGACCACGACUUAGAAGAAUUCCUCCGGGAUCUCCUAAAAGCAAAAUGCUCCGUCGACAUUGGUCACCGAGAAGAAAGUGGUCAAUGUAGAGGCCGACUAGCUCUCGACUGGCAAUGCUUUGAUCAUAAUGAAGAAUGGUAUGAAGGGGACAUAGGUAAAGAUAUGAGGGAAAUAUUUCGUCGGAUGUUCAGGCUGGGACUUAGAGAGCUUGUUCUGGUUAUUGGACAACUAGAAGUUAUGGAGCUCGUCAAACAACAGGACCCAAAGAGCUUCAUCCUUGUCAGGCCAGAUAUAGACGGCACCUACGCCGAAUUCGAGGAUGACUGUUACGAAUGGAGAAAUUUUCUGAGAAAAUCCAAUAUGGAACCUUGGGAAGGAGAAAAGACAUUUCAAGAGGUGGAAGAAGGCAUCAAAAGAGCAAUAGCUGGUUCAGAGAGUGCGUGGCGCGAUUUUUGCGGACCAGAAAUUGGGCGCAUGGACCACGAGACUUUCUACAGAUUUUACAAAAAGUGGAUAUGCGGCAAGGGUACGGAGGAGGAGGCGUUGAAAAUCGCAUUCAUGGAGCUUCGAGAAGCAUGA